AAACAAACUGUUACAAACUAAUUGUGAAUGCCCUCGUCAUUAUGUGAGGUGUGAUGGCGGGGGGCUUCAGCUUAAAAUGUGGGUGUUUCUACACUGCUUUAUCCAAACAAUUCAAACUCUGUGCAGUGGGGCAUGUGCAUCGGAAAGACAGGGGUCUGAAAACUUUCUGUGUUUCAAAUCUCAAAAUGAAAGGGAGAGACAAAGAGCCGUGGGGUUGCUGUGAUAGCCAACACUGUGAGAGAACAGCACUUCUUCUGGGGUUUGAUUAUGUCUUAGAAAUGUAUGUUUCCAGUUGGGCUUUCCUGUUAUGCUAAAAGUGUGGGCAUAAAAGUACUAUUAUAUUCUUAAAACAACAUACUUAUAUAUUAUUUAUGUGUAAUAUGUAUAUAUUACAAAUAGUAUAUUAUAUAUACCCAUGUAUAUAUUUAUAGUGUAUAGUUAUAUAAGCACCAUAUAGUUUUCCAAUAUCUGAAGUGAGGCCCCAAAAGUUCCUCAGACCCAUUUUUCCCACUUUUAUAAUGUCUGUAAGAAAGUGGGAGGUUAUGUAGUUUUUCUAUUGAAAUCAAUCAAAAGAUAUCAAUACAAAUAUCUUCAAUUGUUUUUAUACUUUAUGAGAUCAAUAAGUCACUUGUUCUUUAACUAAAACUGCAUUAAACCAUUGACCUUUCUAGAUAGUUGGGUUCAAUUUGACUAGCCAAAGUCUAAUUAUUUUUAUCGAAUAGGAAAUUAAUUUUAGAAAUUAUUCUAAACUUCAUACCACAUUUAUGGAUACUAAAGUUUCUUAAUUAGAAGCCCAUUUUAGAAGCUGUUUUAGAAACCACACUUUAUAAUUAUACUGGCAUAUGUCACUUAGGCUUAAAUUUUAUUUCACUCAACUUUAUAAAAACUCUUUAAAAGUAAGGAAAACUGAUUUCAUAUUAUUAAGGAUGCCGUCAAACGGUUACUUAAAAUUUUUUAUGUGGAAAAAGAUCACUUUCACUUUGAAAUGAAAAUCCUAAGAAUGGAGAUAUUCAAAUCUUACACAAAUCAGACCUAGAGGACAGGUCUCAGAAGCACAUUCAUGUUCUCGGUGGUUGGUUUUUAAUAACAAGUUGGUUAUGAUAAAGAACUGCUCUGAUCCCAGCCAGGGAGCUGAAGCCGUUUUCCUAGUAAUCAGUCUUUAAGUCUGUCUCUGUAAUUGUAAUCUUUCAGAAAGCUGAGUUUCUCGUCUGAAGCCAAUUGCUCAGUUUAGCGUUGACCUGGUGAGUCAUGUUACCCAUGACCAUGUAGGCAUUAGUGAUACAGCUUAAAUACUAGCCAGGUGUAGGGAUGCCAGUCCACACUGCUUCCGAAUCUGUGGCUCCAAGGACCAUUUGAAGCAAAGGUAAUUAAAGCGAUAUCAUCUAUUACCGUUUAAAGUAUGUGGGACAGUCUUGGGUGGACUAGCUCAAUGAUUUAUACCGUGUCUACGUACUAAGAUAAGGAGAUUUUAGAGUUUGGAUCCUGAAAAUAUACCAGAGGAAAACACGAGACAGAAAGGGUGAAAAGGGAGCCUGAGUUCACACAAAAUGAUACAAACUCAGCCUGAGUUAAGCUUCAGUAUGUCGCAGAAGCUGGCAGAUAAUCCAUAGGUAGAUGGAACUUGCCUCGAAUGUUGGGGACCAGGCUUCAUUAAAAUAUGGUGAAGCUGUUCUUUUAUAACCAAACUCCAUAGUACAAUGAUUUAUUUCAAAAUGCAGUGGGUAAGUUAAUUCUAAAUAAGUCUGAUUUUACAAACGUGAAGGUUUACUUCAGAAAUGUGGGUUCCCAAGGGCGGCGCAGGCCUUCUUCAGUUGCUUUAUCGAGGUUGCUAACGUUACACUUUUUCUUAUCAACCUUUCUUGCCUUGCAAAUGUUUCUCAUAUCAUUUCCUUCCUAGAGGACUCUAAUUGUCAGCGACAUCCAGGGCCUACGGACUGGUCAGUCUCAUGAAGGCACAAAAUUUGUGCACUCCCCAGAGACUGUUCUUGCCUUUUAGCUGUGACAGCCACAUCCUCACUAUAACAUUAAAGACAAAAACAUUUGUAGAAACAUCACUGUCUCAAGUCACUUCGAGGGCAGCACAGCUGGAUGUAGGCAGAACUGUAAGGUGUAAGGGAGGGGAGCUGGUGCUGCAGGUAAUGUAAUGAGCCAGAGGAUGUCUCAUCCGAACGCUUCUUAAAGUUUUUCCAAGCUUAAAAAUAAGAAAUGCAGGUCUAGAGUCGGGAUUUCUCCUGACCACUGUCAGCGUGUCUACCUCAAAUCGUCUGUUGGAAACAGGACAAGGAAGGAAACUAGACUCCAUCACCUAGUUCUUUACCUCCAAGCUCUCCCUUCAGAAUGAAGCUUUUGCUCCUGGCCUCCCUGCUGAGUGCUGCAGCCGCUCUGCCAAUCCCUCUUGGACAAUCUGGAGGGAGUUCCAGUGAACAGAGAUUUAACUUGUACCCACCACAAAUCCUGCCGUUCUUUCCUCAGUUUCCCCUUCCGCAGGCUCCUCUGAUCCCGAUUCCUUUUCCCUUCCCUUUUGAUCCUAAUCAGGUUCUGACACCUAACCAACUUCUGGCGUUAAUCACUUCUAUUUUGAACCAACUGCAGGUAAAUCUUAUUUUCAUAAACUACGAAGUCACUAAGUGAACUGUGGUGAGUGUUUAACUUUUUUUUUCUUAUUUUUUUUAGGGCUUCCUUGGGGUAAGAUUUUAUUUCUGGUUAUAUUGAUAAAGGUGACGUCCAUUGUCAGGGAAGGGGGGGGAAAACCCCUCUAAACCAACCCAAUGCAUUAAGCCAGUCAUAGCCCAUGGUGUUAUGAAUUCAGUUCCCAGACCUUUAGGCCUGGGUCUCUGCAUCUCUAACAGUAAGUACCCUCUCACAAGGCAGUUUCACAAAGUUAAGAUUAUGGAAGUCAACACAACAUUAGGUCAUGAACUCUCAAGUACUUACAUUUUGCUUUAGGCUUACUUCCCUCUAACAGACAAUUCACAGUAACAGACUGAGAAAAGCCCAUUGUAAAAUUACCGAAUGCAAUCAUGGCCUGACCUCAAGGCAGUGCCCAAUCCCAAUUUUAAGGGGGUGGGGGUGGGGGGAUGUGUUUUCAGCCACCAGCCUUCCUUGCAUUAAGUUUUACUGCCCUGGAAUAUUACUAGUCCCUUUCACCACCGUGAAGAUUCCCCUCCGUCAGACCUCCACACACCAUGUGGAAGAAAUUACCCUCUACUUAACCCAAGAUACUUAAGGUUUCAGUUUCUCAGCGUUUGCAGAUUACCAAAGCACAUGGUUUUCUAUGCCAGUCUCCCAGUCACACCAGUAUUAACACAGCAACAUCAAAGUAAACAUAAGACCGGACAGGCCGGCGGAGGCAGGAGGGGAAUCCUGAAAAUGUCUCAGAUACUGACAGUAAAUGCUCUCUAUUCCAACAGAGAUAAUCUUCCCGGCUACAUCUGAAGACGCGCACGGUGAGUACAGUCUCCAAAACUCUUUCAUGAACUAAUAUGUUAAGUAAAUAUUCCCAUUUUUUUUUAUCGUAAGAGUUUUGCCACCACAGAUGGCAUCUCUGUUAGUAAUUUAACACCAAGAUAAAAACAAUUCGGAAGACCAACGUAACGCCACAGGGUGUGUUUCUCCAAGCAUGUUUUGUAACUGUAUUUGAGUGGGCUGGGCUGUGGCUCAGUAGGAGGACUGCUUGCCCCUCACGUGGAAGGCACUGGGGUACACUCAUAGCACCACAAUAUAAUAAAAUAUGAAUUUAUUUGGCAAGACUCCAGAAAUAGAAUAUAUAUAUCACAGAAGUUCUGAAUAUUUAAAACUUAUCCUUUCAAGCCAGAGUGGUCUUGAAAAAUAGCUGGAAUUUUCAAGUUCCCUCUAUAACCACACCUUUAACUUUUAAGACAAUUAUGACAUUAAGUAAA
Messenger RNA from Rattus norvegicus (Norway rat), 3899 nucleotides. The record is from RefSeq and is a predicted model, not a curated record. Lineage: Eukaryota; Metazoa; Chordata; Mammalia; Rodentia; Muridae.